AUGGCCCAGAACGGGCAUUCGAAUGGCUCAACGAGCCAUAGCUCCGGAACUGUAGCCACAGAGCAGACGCCGCUUCUCGCGACCGGUGAUAUCGCUCCAACGGCGGACCCAACAGUAUCCGAAGCAACCACCCUGCAGGGUUCUGGCGCAGGCACCUUCCCAGAGAACGCUGUUGGCGAGCCGGAGGAGGACGAUGGCAAGCCUUUCCCAAAAUGGCAGAUCUUCUGGAUAUGCUUCGCCCGCCUGGUCGAGCCGAUGGCCUUCUUCUCCGUUUUCCCGUACAUCAACCGGAUGGCCCAGGAGAAUGGCAAUCUCGACGACGCCGACCCGGGUUUCUACAGCGGGGCCAUAGAGUCCAUGUUCUCGCUCACCCAGGCGGUCUUCAUGAUUUCCUGGGGCAGAGCCUCAGAUAGGCUUGGGCGAAAGCCCGUGCUCGUCUUCAGCCUUGUCGGUGUCACAAUCGCAACCUCCCUAUUUGGCUUCUCCAAGACGAUAUGGGAGAUGAUCCUGUUCAGGUGUGCGGCUGGUGUCUUUGGGGGCACCAUCGUGACCAUGCGCACGAUGCUGGCCGAGCAUAGCAACUCUCACACCCAGGCCGUCAUCUUCAGCUGGUUCGCCUUCUCGGGGAACCUGGGCAUCUUCUUUGGGCCUCUCCUGGGCGGCGUGCUGGCAGACCCGGCCCACCAGUACCCUGGAGUAUUUGGGCAUGUCAAAUUCCUACUCGACUAUCCCUACGUGCUUUCCAGCCUGGUUGUUGGGCUUCUCGGCCUCAUUUCCGUAUUCACGAGCGCUUUCUUCAUCGAGGAGACGCUCAAGAAGGAACCUGGCUCGGAGGAUGGGACCGUCAAGCCAAGGAAAGAAGGCCAAGGAAUCCUGGACAUCGUCAAAACCCCAGGUGUCGGCAUGGUCCUGUAUGUCUACGGCCAUAUUAUGCUUCUGGCCCUUGCAUAUACAGCUAUCUUACCGGUCUUCUGGUUUACACCGGUCAGGCUGGGUGGAUUCGGUUUCAGCCCGCUCCAGAUAUCACUCAUGUUGGCCGUUAACGGCAUUUCGCAGGCUUUGUGGCUCCUCCUGGUCUUCCCGCCUCUUCAGCACCGCUGGGGCACCAACAAGGUCCUCCGCAGCUGCGCGGCAGUGUACCCCUUCUUCUUCGCCAUCUGCCCCCUCGGAAACGCCCUUCUGAGGGGCGGCCACGACCUGGCAUUCUGGAUAUCGGCCCCGCCCGUCCUCGCGCUUGGCAGCGGGAUUAGCAUGAGCUUCACGGCGAUCCAGCUGGCCCUGAACGAUAUUUCCCCGAGCCCCGCGGUCCUAGGCACGCUCAACGCGCUCGCGCUGACGGGGACCUCGAUCCUGCGGGCCUUCGCGCCGGCUGCGUUCGCGAGUCUCUUCGCUCUGGGGGCCAGGACGCAGUGGUUACAUGGCUACGCCAUUUGGGUCCUGAUGCUGGUCAUCGCGCUGGGAUUCACGGUGGUCGCGAGGUACAUGCCGGAACCGCAAAACAAGCCUGCUCCUAGGGAGGAGGCGCAAGAAGGCGCCUCAGAAGUGACGAAUUGA
Diaporthe citri is the source of this 1554-nucleotide messenger RNA. RefSeq lists its product as uncharacterized. The transcript has a single exon. NCBI's taxonomy places the organism in Eukaryota, Fungi, Ascomycota, Sordariomycetes, Diaporthales, Diaporthaceae. Gene Ontology annotation, molecular function: transmembrane transporter activity. The record is from RefSeq and is a predicted model, not a curated record. The coding region runs from base 1 to 1554 and encodes 517 amino acids. Gene Ontology annotation, biological process: transmembrane transport.